AUGGAUACCAACUCAAAAGACAGCGAACCUCUUGAAAUCAACGAGUCUGCUAUUCCUGGUGCUGAAAGUACCUCUUUAAUUUUGGGAAAUGGGAAGCUUGUAACUCCUCACAAGCAUGCGCCUGAAGGGACUCCUAAUGGUUGCACACCAGAUACUUUUAAGUCACCCUUGGACUUUUCCACAGUAACAGUAGAGCAACUGGGAAUUACACCUGAAAGCUUUGUAAAGAACUCUUCAGGAAAGUCACCAUCCUCCCUGAAAAAAUCGAGACGACGCUCUACGAUUGGUGCUCGGGGCUCCCCUGAAACAAACCAUCUUAUUCGUUUCAUUGCUCAGCAGCGGAAUUUAAAGAACGUGGAGAAAUCUUUGACACAGAAUUCCCCUUUUCUGGGCAGUCCUGUACUGCAUCGAAAUGUUAAUUCUUUAAGAGAGCGAAUGUCUGCCUUCCAGUCAGCUUUUCACUGCAUAAAGGAGAAUGAAAAAAUGACUGACUUUCCCGAAGUCUCAGAGGCAGAAGGAGAAGUCACGACAACAGGCUUGACCAAAAAGGAAAGGCUUGGGCAGUGUCCACAGUUUGAGUUCUCUGCAGAUUUAUCUUCCAAACGUCGAAGGAUAUCCUCUCAGAGCAACUCUGAUGAAAAUCUCCCUGACGCAGUUGAUCUCCAGAUAUCCCGUAGAGCCCCUUCUCCUAAUACAGGCACAAUGUGUGCUGUUGAAACUUCUCCUGCAGAUUUUUCUGAGAAAUCUUUUGAAUCUGGUUUAACGCAGUCUGGAUAUUUGGUUGAAGAGUCUGUUUCACUUUCAGAUCUCACAGAAGCUUCAAGUGAUACCUCUGACUCCAGCAGUAAAAUUGGUCCUCAGUCGUUGUUCAACUCAGGAGUCAAGGUUGCUGAGUGUGUAGAGGGUGAAAGAUCAAGUGUUGCUGUUUCCCUUGACAACUUGACGGAAGUGAGCACAGACACCACUCCUGAAGGCAGGUCACUGGUCACUCCACUCUGCAAGAGGGACGUUGCAUCCUCUGAGACCUUCGUACUUCGUUCGGUGCUAAAGAAACCCUCUGUUAACCUGUUUCUAGAAAGCCUCCAGGAACACUGUGACAAUCUCUGUGAUGACAGGACUCAUCCGAGCUUAAUCUCAAAUCUUGCAAACUAUUGCAAAGAACAAACAACAGAAGGUCAAGAAAAUUGUAAAGUGCCAGCCUUUCUAAAUGUCAGGAAGAGGAAGAGAGUUACUUUUGGAGAGGAUCUAAGCCCUGAGGUGUUUGAUGAGUCUUUGCCAGCAAAUACUCCGUUGCGUAAAGGAGGAACACCCGUUCGCAAAAAGGAUUUGAGUAAUGGCAGUCCCCUGCCGCUCGAGCAAUCACCAGUUCCUGCACAGUUAUCACAACCAGAUUUUGAUGACAAGGGGGAGAAUCUUGAAAACAUAGAACCUCUUCAGGUGUCAUUUGCCGUUCUGAGUCCUCUUAAUAAGUCUUCAAUCUCUGAGACUCUUUCAGGCAUUGAUACCUUUAGUUCUUCAAAUAACCAUGAGAAAACAGCCUCCCAUAAAGUUGGUAGAAUAACACGGGCCUCUAACCGAAGAAGUCAAUUGAUCACUUUUGCAGAAGAGGAGGUUUGCAACUUACUUCAUACAGAAGCUCAGCCCUGUAAAGAAAAGAAAAUUAAUAGGAGGAAAUCUCAGGAAAGCAAGCACACAGAAAGAGUGCGUCCUAAAAAGAACCAAGCUUUAAAAAGUUGCAGAAAGAAGAAAGCAAAGGGAAAGAAAAGUAUUCAAAAGUCUUUAUAUGGGGAAAGAGACAUCGCUUCCAAGAAGCCGCUCCUAAGUCCUAUUCCCGAGCUGCCUGAGGUCUCGGAGAUGACGCCUUCCGCCCCAAGCACCGGAACGAUGCAUUCAGAUGAUUUCGACUCCAGUGGUGAACUUCAAGCAGCAAAGCUUCCUCAAAGGAAGCCUCAGAAGCCAGAUUUGCAGAUGAGUCAAGGUUUUAAUAAGUACGAUCUGUCUGCACUCUGCAGCUCUCACACCAAACGUUCCUCGCCGCUUAUUAACGCUACUUUAGAGCAAGAUUUAGAUAUAAAUACCGUAGAAGCUAGUAAACAUAAAACUCUUCCAAGAGCGGAAAUUAAGUCAGAAAGUGAAAAUGACCUGAAAGCUGGCUCUGAGAAUGAGAGCAGUCGUGUUUCCUGUGAUUCUGUGACCGCAAAGGGCCCGGCAUCCGAUGAUGCGGGAUCCAGUAUUAUCCUGCCGUCCCGGGAAUUGGCUGCCGCUGGCCAAAAUGUGGAAAACCUUUUUCAGAUCUUUAAAAUUUCAGAAGAUGUGAACAUAAAGUAUGAAAAGCAGGAUGACUCUGUUAUAGCUCCAGAAGGGAAACCGCCGACCACACGUGUAAUGUCUGGCUUACAAAAAGACGUCUUCCUUGACAACAUGAAAGAAAGUACAAAUCCGAGCGAGGGUUCGGGAAGCAGCUGCGCAGAGAGUGAAAGCACUGGUACGAACGGGGGAGGAAAGAAGCAUAGAAGACGUUCUAUGUGUUACUCUGGCGGCCAGAGUUUCGAUUCGGAAAAAAACGGAAAUCCCAAACCUCCCUACCUGGUGAGCAGCCCUGUAGAAAUUGGUUUAGAAAAUUCUGAACUCUAUAAAGAUUUAUCUGACUCCAUAGAGCAGACCUUUCAGAGAACGAGUAGGGAAACAAGAGUAAGACGGAGCACCAGGCUGCAGAAGGAUCUGGAAGAGGAAGGGCUCGUCUGGAUCUCACUUCCAUUUCCUUCCGCUUCCUGCACUUCCCAAAGAAUGAAAAGGAGAACAAUAUGCACAGUGGACAGCAGAGGCCUUGAAAGCGUGGCCCUCUGUAAAGACCCCAGGUCUUCUGGACACACCCCGAGCACGGCACCCGCCGUGUCGGGUAAAGACAGGGAGGGCUUGGCCGCCAGUGCGGCCAGUUUACCUGGGAGGAGGAGGAAGAGCUUGUGGACGUCCGCACCCGUGAACACGAAAGGUCCCAUUCUGGCAAAAUGCUGCAAGAGAAGAAGCUCUCUCCCCCAGAGCGGAGAGAGCUCUCUAAGGGACGUCCAAGGAGUCGGGCACGUCGGGAACUAA
Messenger RNA from Puma concolor (puma), 3093 nucleotides. The record is from RefSeq and is a predicted model, not a curated record. Lineage: Eukaryota; Metazoa; Chordata; Mammalia; Carnivora; Felidae.